UGGGCUUGGGAACAGGGUGGUGUUCCCUGUUUCUGUGGAUUCUCAGAGUAGCCAGUGUUUCCCCCUCUCAGCUAUCAGCUGCUUUGGAGGGAGAUUGGUUCCUUAGUAAGGGUUCCUUCUUUCAAGGGAUAUGGAGCGGCUACUUUCAUGGGGGCACCAGCCCCUCUGCUUUUACUCUAUCCGAAGCUAACAUGUCACUGAGAAACGAGCCAAAGGUCAACACCUCUGCACUGCGCAGAAUCGCUGCUGACAUGAGUGACCUGAUAGAAAGCCUGGACUCGCGGGAGCUCCACCUUGAGGGCGAAGAGGUGGAAUAUGAUGCAUCUCCUGGAGACCCCAGGACACAGGAAGAGUAUAUCCCUUUCUCUGCUGUUUAUAACACCCAGGGAUUUAAGGAACCUAACAUACAGACGUAUCUCUCCGGCUGUCCAAUAAAAGCACAAGUUCUGGAAGUGGAGCGCUUCACAUCCACGACAAGGGUACCAAGUAUCAAUCUUUACACCAUUGAAUUAACACAUGGGGAAUUUACAUGGCAAGUUAAGAGAAAAUUUAAGCACUUUCAAGAAUUUCACAGAGAGCUGCUUAAGUACAAAGCCUUUAUUCGAAUUCCCCUUCCCACCAGAAGGCACACAUUCAGAAGACAGAAUGUUAAGGGGGAGGAGCCCCGGGAGAUGCCCAGUUUGCCUCGUUCAUCUGAAAACAGGAUCAGGGAAGAACAGUUCUUUGGUAGGAGGAAACAACUGGAAGAUUACUUGACAAAGAUCCUAAAAAUGCCCAUGUAUAGAAACUAUCACGCCACAACAGAAUUCCUUGAUAUAAGCCAACUGUCUUUCAUCCAUGAUUUGGGACCAAAGGGCAUAGAAGGUAUGAUAAUGAAAAGAUCCGGGGGACAUAGAAUACCAGGCUUAAAUUGUUGUGGUCAGGGAAGAGCCUGCUACAGAUGGUCAAAAAGAUGGUUAAUAGUGAAAGAUUCCUUUUUACUGUAUAUGAAACCAGACAGUGGUGCCAUUGCUUUCGUCCUGCUAGUAGACAAAGAAUUCAGAAUUAAGGUGGGGAAGAAGGAGACAGAAACAAAAUACGGACUCCGAAUUGAUAAUCUUUCAAGGACGCUUAUUUUAAAAUGCAACAGCUAUAGACAUGCUCGGUGGUGGGCAGGAGCUAUAGAAGAAUUCAUCCAGAAACACGGCACCAAUUUUCUCAAAGAUCAUAGAUUUGGUUCGUAUGCUGCUGUCCAAGAGAACACAUUAGCUAAAUGGUAUGUUAAUGCCAAAGGAUAUUUUGAAGAUGUGGCAAAUGCAAUGGAAGAGGCAAAAGAAGAGAUUUUUAUCACAGAUUGGUGGCUGAGUCCAGAAAUCUUCCUGAAACGCCCAGUGGUUGAAGGAAAUCGUUGGAGGUUGGACUGCAUUCUUAAACGAAAAGCACAACAAGGGGUGAGGAUCUUCAUCAUGCUGUACAAAGAGGUGGAACUUGCUCUUGGAAUCAACAGCGAGUACAGCAAGAGGACGUUAAUGCGUCUGCACCCCAACAUAAAGGUGAUGAGGCAUCCAGACCAUGUGUCCUCUAGCGUCUAUCUGUGGGCUCAUCACGAGAAGCUUGUCAUCAUCGACCAGUCAGUGGCCUUUGUGGGAGGGAUCGACCUGGCGUACGGGAGGUGGGACGACCAUGAGCACAGGCUCACGGACGUGGGCAGCGUGAAACGGGUCACUUCAGGAGCCCCUCUGGGCUCUCUCCUGGCUGCGACAUCAGAGUCUAUGGAAUCCUUACACCCCAAUGAACCUAAUAAAAAUCUGACCAUCCUGAAGAGUGCUGAUGACAUGGAUUCCAGACUGAAAGCUGCGGGAAAGCCCAGGAAGCUCUCCAGAUUCAGCCUCUACAGGCAGCUCUACCAGCGCCACCUGCAGGACACAGACAGCGUCACCAGCAUGGACAGCACCUCCAAUACCGGCUCCAUCCGUAGUUUACAGACAGACAUGGGAGAGCUGCAUGGGGAGACCAGAUUCUGGCACGGGAAGGACUACUGCAAUUUUGUCUUCAAAGACUGGGUUCAGCUUGAUAAGCCUUUUGCUGAUUUCAUUGACAGGUACUCCACACCCCGAAUGCCAUGGCAUGACAUUGCCUCUGUAGUCCACGGGAAGGCUGCACGUGACGUGGCGCGCCACUUCAUCCAGCGCUGGAACUUCACGAAGAUUAUGAAGUCAAAGUAUCGGUCCCUUUCUUAUCCUUUUCUACUUCCGAAGUCUCAAACAACAGCCCUUGAGUUGAGAUACCAGGUACCUGGGUCUGUCCAUGCUGAUGUGCAGCUGCUGCGCUCUGCUGCAGACUGGUCUGCUGGCAUAAAGUACCACGAGGAGUCCAUCCACACUGCCUACGUUUACGUGAUAGAGAACAGCAAGCACUACAUCUACAUUGAAAACCAGUUUUUUAUAAGCUGUGCUGAUGACAAAACUGUGUUCAACAAGGUUGGCGAUGCCAUUGCCCAGAGGAUCCUGAAGGCUCACAGGGAAAACAAGAGAUAUCGGGUAUAUGUGGUGAUACCACUUCUCCCAGGGUUUGAAGGAGACAUCUCUACCGGAGGAGGAAAUGCUCUCCAGGCAAUAAUGCACUUCAACUACAGAACCAUGUGCAGAGGAGAAAAUUCCAUCCUUGGGCAGUUAAAAGCAGAGCUUGGAAAUCAGUGGAUAAAUUACAUAUCAUUCUGUGGUCUCAGAACACAUGCAGAGCUUGAAGGGAAUCUUGUCACCGAGCUUAUCUACGUCCACAGCAAGUUGUUAAUUGCUGAUGACAGCACAGUUAUUAUUGGCUCUGCCAACAUAAAUGACCGAAGCAUGCUGGGAAAACGUGACAGUGAAAUGGCCGUCAUUGUGCAGGACGCAGAGACAGUCCCUUCAGUAAUGGAUGGAGAAGAAUACCAAGCUGGCCGGUUCGCCCAAGGACUUCGGCUACAGUGCUUUAGGGUUGUCCUUGGCUAUCUUGAUGACUCAAGUGAGGACAUCCAGGAUCCAGUGAGUGACAAAUUCUUCAAGGAGGUGUGGGUUUCAACAGCAGCUCGAAAUGCUACAAUUUAUGAUAAGGUGUUCCGGUGCCUUCCAAAUGAUGAAGUACACACUUUAAUUCAGCUGAGAGAGUUUAGAAAUAAGCCCAGAUUAGCUGAGGAAGAUCCCAUUAGAGCUGAGGAGGAAUUGAAAAAAAUCCGUGGGUUCUUGGUACAAUUUCCCUUCUAUUUCUUGUCUGAAGAAAGCCUGCUACCUUCUGUUGGAACCAAAGAAGCCAUAGUGCCUGUGGAGGUUUGGACUUAGGAGUUAUGCUCAUUUGCAUAAUAGAUGUCCACCCUGAAGACCACACUACAGUGACUUUGAGGGUGACACAGCUGAAGCCAGGCCUGAUGCAGUCUCAGGGGCCACCCACAGCCCUGUGGAGUGACUGGGAGGGGCUGCAGCCACACUGGGGACACUGGACAUCAGCCAGGCUUUGUAAAUCCUUUAUAAAUCAUCUUGUAGUCCAUACAGGCAUUGUUCAAGACACUACUUAUUACAGGAGCUGCUGUGAUUCUUCAAGGUUGCAUGGAAUGCCCCCGCAUCUGAUCGUAUAGUGGUGUUCACCCAGGUAAAGACUUGGUCAUCAUUCAUUUUCAGUCACUGUUCCAACAGGCAGACUUUAGUCUACACAGCAGCCUGCAUGAGGUACUUCUGAUAAGGUUGACACUACAUCUUGACACCACAAAGCAACAGGAAGGAAUUAAAUCCCAAAAUUGAGGCAGAGAUUUAUUUCACUUGGCUCCCAAAGGCACUGACAAGAUGUGUCCGUGUGAUCAGACCCAGUGAUCAAAUGUGAAAGCAGAUGUAGAAUGUCUGAAUACAUGGCAACCAGAUAAAACUCAAAACAUUCAACCUCAGACACCUCCAAGAUGUUAGUGGAGAUCUCAUCCAGAUAAGACAAGAAGAUUCUUUCUAGUCCUAUACAAUUUCCUAUUAUCUUGAGCUUCUGGAUUGAUUGAAGCUUGAGUUUCUACAUUUCAAAACCAAACCAGUGAAUAUAAUUUGUCUUUCAAGAGAAUUGGAAGCUUCAUAACUCCUACGGAAUUAAUUGGUAUGUCUAACCUCAUUUGAUAUUCAACCCUCCUGCUACAUUAUCUUCUUUAAGAAAAAUUAAUUGGUUGUAAAAUGUGCCACACUUUGCUUGCAUUAUGAAAUACACAUUAACAUUCCACCAAAGUAUCCGAAGAAGUUAGGAUACUUACUAAGUCACAUUGUCCUAGUCUAUGAAUUGUUCUGAAAACAUGUUUUUCUUCUGCUAUUAGUGUACCCUUUGAUGGACAAAAAUUCUAAUAUAGAAUAGAAGUACACUCACAGCCUGAAGAACUAAUGUGGUUUCUAAAAUGCCUAUGCCCAUAAAAUAUGGUGUAGGUGCAAUAAUUAGACAUGUCUGUGGAUCACCUGGACAGACUCUCAUCUGGGUUGUUCUCCAAAGAAGUAAGCACCCAAUUCCUGCUUUCACGGAAUGGCCAAGAAAAGCACACAGUCAGUGAUAUAGAUUAGUAGAAGAGAGAAACAGUGUCACAUUUAGGAGAGGAUCUCAUAUCCAGGGAACAUUUCACAAAUUUGCUAGGAUUUGGGAAACAGCAAUGGAAAUGAAUAUUUUGGUGAGUAAAUAACUUCUCAUAUGGCUAAAGAUGGUAAAAUGACUUCAUUCUGUAACAACUGUAAAUAAGACAUUUGAUACUUAUAGAAAGAAGCUUAUAUUGGCCUAUGAAGUAUUGAGUGGAUGUGAAAUACCAAAGGAUACCUUAUUUCUUAUUUAAAAAUACUUUUUAAACUUUAGAACCGUCAACAAACUGGCACUGAUUUUGUGCAAGAUGUUCCCAUGAAGCCAUGAAGAAUAAAAGCCUGAAAGGACCCUUUCUCUCUAUCUUUUUUUUUUAUUAUUAAAUCAUAGCUGUAUACAUUAAUGCAGUCCAGAGGUACAAUGAGCUGGUUUCAUAUACAAUCUGAAAUAUUUUCAUCAAACUGUUUAACAUAGCCUUCAUGGCAUUUUCUUAGUUAUUGUAUGAAGACAUUUGAAUUCUCCAUUUAGUAAGUUUCACCUGUACCCAUUCUAAGAUGUACCGUAGGUGUGGCCCCACCAAUUACCCUCCCACCACCCCAACCUCCCUCCUCCCCUCCCUUGGCUAUUUCCCCAUAUUCUUGUGCUAUAGUUGGAUUAUAGCCUUCAUAUGAAAGCUAUAAAUUAGCUUCAUAGUAGGGUUGAAUACAUUGGAUACUUUUUCUUUCAUUCUUGAGAUACUAUGCUAAGAACAAUAUGUUCCAGCUCCAUUUAUGUAAACACGAAAGAGGUAAAGUCUCCAUCUUUCUUUAAGGCUCCAUAAUAGUCCAUGGUACACAUGUACCACAAUUUACUAAUCCAUUCGUGGGUCGAUGGGCACCUAGGCUUCUUCCAUGACUU
Molecule: messenger RNA, 5439 nt
Organism: Nycticebus coucang (slow loris)
Lineage: Eukaryota; Metazoa; Chordata; Mammalia; Primates; Lorisidae
Gene: PLD1
Product: phospholipase D1
Exons: 26
Coding region: 192-3296 (1034 amino acids)
Biological process (GO): cell motility; intracellular signal transduction; regulation of microvillus assembly
Molecular function (GO): D-type glycerophospholipase activity; phosphatidylinositol binding
Source: RefSeq, a predicted model, not a curated record